Molecule: messenger RNA, 4857 nt
Organism: Rhopilema esculentum
Lineage: Eukaryota; Metazoa; Cnidaria; Scyphozoa; Rhizostomeae; Rhizostomatidae
Source: RefSeq, a predicted model, not a curated record
UCCCUUUUCACGUCCGGUCUCCUUCUCAGGGUUGGACUCGAGCACGUUACCCAGGAGAUCAAGCCUUGCUCAAGAUUUUUCCUCCAGGCAUUUAGCCUUUUUAUAAAACGGCCAAGUAUCGCGUUUAUAUGUUUUGAGUGUUUCUCCAUAGAUGAAUGCACAGGAGCCGAAUAAACAUGCUUGAAAAAGCCUGAAGGUUUCGUUGACCUUUAAGUUUGUUCGGAGGCUGGUUAAAUCGCUAUAUUUCCAUUGGAACGUGCCUGGCAAGUUGCUGUGCUUGUAACACGGUAGCUACUGCCUACGUUCGAAAGGAUGGAGAAAUUUCACACAGUUUCUUGGCUGUUCUUUCUCGGCAAUUUGUUCAUAUUGGCUGUUAUUUCUGGACACACUGCAUACGCUCAAGACAUUUCUCAGGCGAAUGGAGCCGUUAUAAGAGGCGAUCCUGGUCCAAAAGGAGAUCAGGGCAGUCGAGGGCCCAAGGGUGAUAAAGGACCGAAAGGCGAAAGUGGAGGUUUUGGUCCUAUUGGUGAUUCUGGAUUGAAAGGAAAAAAGGGAGAGCCCGGAGAACGUGGACUGCCUGGUCCACCUGGAAACAUCCUUGAGAAAGGACCGUCUAGUCUUCUCCUCCGAAAAGGCGUCUUAGGCCAAAUUGUCUAUCGUGAGGGCCCUCAGGGACCACCAGGAAGUCGUGGCUCACCAGGCCCAAAAGGAGAGAGGGGAGAUAAUGGCCCAAGAGGAGACAGAGGAGAAAAAGGAGAAAAGGGAAGAACGGGCAAUUAUGGACCAAUUGGCCUUCCAGGUAACCCAGGAAAGAACGCGAACAAGGGAGCCAAAGGAGAGCAAGGAGAAAAAGGUGCCCAGGGACAAAUGGGAAUUCCUGGCAUGAACGGACCUAUGGGACCACAAGGCCCAUUUGGCUGGAAAGGAGGUUCUGGUAUUACUGGCAUGCCUGGAGUGCCGGGAGACCCAGGUAAACCAGGUGAAAAGGGAAAACAAGGAGACAAGGGCAAGGCUGGUGACUAUGGCAAACAGGGUGAGCAAGGUGUUCCAGGUCAAGAUGGGCCUUUGGGGCGCAAGGGAGCACAGGGUAUGAAGGGUAUUCGCGGUGCACCCGGAGAAAUGGGCCUUCAGGGUCUCAAAGGACUUCCUGGUAUCCCUGGUGAAAAAGGAGAGUCUGGAAGGUCAGGAGUAAAGGGGCUCGCAGGGCCACUUGGUCGACCUGGACCGCCUGGAUACGCUGGUGACUAUGGCCCACCAGGCCAAAAGGGUGUACCUGGUUUGCCAGGCCGGUCAGGGAAGCAAGGUCCAGUUGGGCCUAAAGGAGAGCGGGGUGCUGUAGGGUCUCCUGGCAUCUCCGGCAUUCCUGGACCAGAUGGCGAGACCGGUCCUGCUGGUAAAGAUGGAGAAAUUGGUCUUACAGGAGACCCAGGAGCGAUUGGCAGGCCUGGGAGCUAUGGAGGAACAGGACAAAAGGGAGACCCGGGUGAAUCUGGUCCUCCUGGACAAGAUGGGGAAGCUGGCUUGCCAGGAAAAGACGGAGAGACUGGGACUCCAGGAAAGUCUGGUGUACGUGGAAAACAAGGUCCUAAGGGUUCUCACGGAAAUCCAGGGAGAAACGGAUAUCCCGGGAAACAAGGUCAGAAAGGUGAUGCUGGGGAACGAGGCGGUUUUGGGAAACCUGGGCUAACAGGAGAGAAGGGCAGCACAGGAGAGCCUGGAGAUCGUGGAGAGAAAGGACUAACAGGCUCACCAGGCAUGAAAGGCUCUGAUGGUCGUGACGGUCGACCUGGAAUAAUGGGUUCUCCCGGCCAGCCAGGAAAAGUAGGAGCUCAAGGACCAAGGGGACCAUCAGGACCUCCUGGGCCUAUGGGAAGUAGCGGUCCUCCAGGCGAUCAGGGAACGCCUGGCAAAAAUGGCGAAAAUGGCAAGAAAGGCCAGAAAGGCACUACGGGUCCUACUGGUCAAAUUGGGGAAACUGGAAAACCAGGAGAGCAAGGCGAAGAUGGACCUGCAGGACUCCAAGGGCUUCAAGGGGAAAGAGGAGAAGCUGGACAAGAGGGCCCAGUCGGAAAGCAAGGACCUGCAGGGGACCCUGGCAAAAAUGGAAAACCGGGUUCUAGAGGAAGGAACGGCAGGACUGGACCUCCAGGGAAAAAUGGACCGCGUGGCCCGCCAGGAAAAAUGGGUUUUCAAGGACGACACGGAAGGACUGGUGAACCUGGAGAAAGAGGUGAAGAUGGUGCGCCAGGAUCACCCGGUGAUCGGGGAGAGGUCGGAGAAAAGGGACACAAAGGGCUUCCUGGAAAGAUGGGUCCGAUGGGAUUACCUGGCAAGCAAGGAUACAAAGGAGCAAAAGGUGAAAAGGGAACUAAAGGAGAAAUUGGUCUCUCUGGUAAACAUGGCAGUGAAGGAAGAAAGGGUGUUCAAGGCGAUCCAGGACCAAGAGGUUUGCCUGGAAAUCAAGGCCCACCCGGCUCUGAAGGUAAAAAAGGACUUGAUGGUAUACCCGGAGGCGUUGGUGAAAGAGGCGAGAAUGGUGAGCCUGGCCUAGUUGGAGAGAGGGGAGCAGCUGGUUUCCCGGGAAACACUGGAUCCCCUGGCUUACCAGGACCAAAGGGGGAGCAUGGAGAUCCGGGUAAAAAAGGCAGCAAAGGCAUCGUGGGUCAGACAGGCUUGCGUGGUUUGCCAGGUUCACCUGGACGUCGUGGCAAGCCCGGAGAACCUGGCGAGCAGGGACACCCUGGGCUAAAAGGACGACGAGGACCAACUGGCAGUCGAGGAGAGCCUGGAAAAGUUGGGGAGCCCGGUCGGCAAGGUGAAAUGGGUCUGCCUGGCAUGCCUGGUGAACAUGGCGACUAUGGAGAAAGAGGGCAAGCAGGAAAACCCGGUGAUCCUGGAAUCGAUGGAAAAAAUGGCGUUCCUGGAAAAAAUGGCGCAGACGGCAAAAAGGGUGAGGAUGGUCCAAAAGGUUUUGUUGGGCUACAAGGCUUCAGAGGAAAGCCGGGCAGAAUGGGAAAACUUGGAAGAAAAGGACCUCAUGGUAACCCAGGACUAAAGGGUUAUCCUGGAAGACACGGGGAGCCAGGAAGAAACGGCUCCAUAGGGGAUCCAGGAAUAGCUGGUGCUAGGGGAUUCCCCGGGGCAAGUGGCGAUCCUGGACCAUCGGGUAUGCCAGGACUACCGGGGAGGAAUGGUACGGACGGAAAAGAUGGACCAAAAGGAAUAAGGGGUAACAGAGGACCGAUGGGAAGUUAUGGUAUUCCUGGAAUGGAAGGAGCAAGAGGUACAGAUGGACCAAAAGGGCAAAAAGGACGUCAAGGAGGAACAGGUUGGCCAGGAGAAUUCGGAAUGCCUGGAUUGCGAGGGCUGCCUGGAUCUCCAGGCAAGCCAGGUCCUAAAGGCGAAAUGGGCUACAAUGGGACCCAAGGAAUGAAGGGAGAGAAAGGUGCCCGAGGUGCUGACGGAGUACCUGGCAGUGCAGGAGAUUUUGGUGAUCAAGGAAAUAAAGGUCGAAUGGGAGCUGAAGGAGACCCGGGAAGGCCGGGAUCGAGAGGCAGACGUGGUGAACCUGGCCCGACAGGAAGAAAAGGCCGACCGGGUCCUGAAGGAAGAACUGGGCGUGAUGGCAGUUCGGGGAAAAGAGGACCAUCGGGAACUCCUGGAAAAAUAGGAACUCCAGGACCGCCAGGACCACCAGGCCCUCCUGGCAUACCAAGUGGAUAUUAUGGAAUGUUUGGAUAUGGAAUGUGGCAAAAUGGAGGACAAAAGAAGGCUGGUGGUUAUCAACCAUAUCCAUAUUAUGGAGGAUAUCAACCAGUGCAAUGGCGACCCGUUCAGCGAGACGUCAAGAAAUCUCAUGGACAGUUUCAAUCGAGACACCAGUUUUACCGCAGUAGUUUGAAUUUAACAGAUGAUGCAGAGAUCGACGAUCUUAUAAAACGGGAUGAUGAAACAGAGAAGAGCUUUCACGAGGUUUACAGUCGAUUCAUUGAUCUUCACAGAAAACCAGGGAGUGUCAGAAAGCCAGCCAGAACGUGCAAAGACCUUUUUAUGAAUGAGCUUGAGUUGCCUUCAGGUGACUAUUGGAUCGAUCCAAAUGAGGGCUCCCCAAGAGAUGCUGUCUUGGUAUUCUGCAAUAAAACAUCAAUGGAGACAUGCAUUUAUGCAAAAAAUCCACAGAUUGAGCAAGACCAGUGGUUAACUGGUAAGGAUCAGUACGUAUGGCUGAUGAAAGAUUUAUACUUUUCUCCUGAGGGCUUCCAAUACGCAGCAGACGUGUACCAAAUGAAAAUGAUGAGAUUGUUAAGUAACCGAGCAAGGCAAAAUGUCACAUAUCUGUGCAAGAACUCUAUCGCAUGGUCGAACGAGGAGAACAUUAUUCAUGACCGAACAAUCAAGGUUCUCACAGACGAUGAAGUUGAGUUACAUGGCAAUGCAAGGGAUACUGGGAUUUUCCUCGACGUCAAAAAGGACGAAUGCAAGGAUAAAAACGGCAAGUCGGGAGAAAGUGUAUUUGAUAUCAAUACAGACAAAACUGAGCACCUGCCUAUUCUGGAUUUUGCCGCUUUCGGUGAUGGUGAAGGCAGCGAAGAAUUUGGACUAUUGCUUGGCCCUGUUUGCUUCUCAUAACAAUGACAAAAUAUCUUGUUAUUGAUUGUUGGGAAUUUGGAUGGCUUCGAAAAUACUACUUUAUUCAUUGGGAGGCUAUUCUAAGCACCAUUGCAUUGUCAAAAUAGUUUUCAUUAAGCGGAAAAACAUUUGAAUUUUUGGGUUUUAAGGGUAAUAGUAAUUUUAGUAUGUUGCAACCAUAGGCCUUCUCAGUAAGAUUAUUGGAACAUUUUGAUAUUUUGAUAUAAA